GCUUUUCCUCCAAUUGCGUUUUGUGAAUGGCAAAUCGUAGCCAAUUGGCAUCGAUAAUUACCGCCAAAAGUUAACAACACUGUUGUAAACACAGUUUAGAGUGUAAUAAUAACAACAGAUACAGCAAUCUCUCUGUUGGCUGAAAUUGGUAAAAAUUGAUGGACUAUUAGCGAAUUGGGCCGCUAUACAGAAAUAGAGAAAAUAUGCUGGAAGAAACGGGCAACAAAUAUACCACGGACGAUGGCAGUGUUGACAACCAGGGCGCCUGGCAACAAAAGUAUUCCUGGCGGCGGGUAUUGAACACCACAGGACCUCAACCCCGACCACGUCAUGGCCACCGCGCCAUUAAUAUUAAGGAGCUGAUGGUCGUGUUCGGAGGAGGCAACGAGGGCAUUGUGGACGAACUACAUGUCUACAAUACCAUCACCAACCAGUGGUUUGUACCGGCCAUGAAGGGCGAUGUACCGCCUGGAUGUGCAGCCUAUGGAUUUGUGUGUGACGGGACUCGUAUGUUCAUUUUCGGCGGUAUGAUCGAAUACGGAAAGUAUUCCAAUGAAUUGCACGAGCUGCAGGCCACGAAGUGGGAGUGGCGGAAAAUGCAACCGGAUCCUCCAGAUAACGAUAUGCCACCGUGUCCUCGUUUGGGCCACAGCUUUACACUGGUAGGUGAACGUAUUUUUCUAUUUGGUGGUUUGGCCAACGAAUCGGAUGACCCGAAAAACAAUAUUCCCAAGUAUCUGAACGAUUUGUAUAUUCUGGAAACGAGAGCUGCCCACAGCUACAACGGGAAAUGGAUUGUGCCCAAGACGUAUGGCGACAAUCCCCCACCCCGAGAGUCGCACACCGGUGUCUCGUUUACCUGCAAAACAUCGGGAAAACUGUAUUUACUUAUAUACGGCGGAAUGAGCGGUUGUCGUUUGGGCGACCUAUGGCUAUUGGACAUUGACUCGAUGACUUGGUCCAAGCCACAAACACGAGGACGAGCCCCAUUGCCCCGCUCCCUGCACAGUGCUACCAUGAUCAAUAACAAGAUGUACGUCUUUGGUGGUUGGGUACCUCUGGUGGCGGACGAUUCCAAGACCACCAUCGAAAGGGAAUGGAAAUGCACAAACACCUUGGCCGUUCUGAACUUGGACACACUGACAUGGCAGAAUAUCAACAUGGAAGCGGCAGAGGAUAAUGUACCGCGUGCUCGUGCCGGUCACUGCGCUAUUGGCAUCCACAGUCGAUUGUAUGUAUGGUCUGGCCGGGAUGGUUAUCGCAAGGCGUGGAACAACCAGGUAUGUUGCAAAGACCUAUGGUAUCUUGAUGUAGAUAGGCCUCUGUACGCCGUCAAGGUGGCUUUGGUAAGGGCAUCCACACAUGCAUUGGAAAUCUGCUGGCAAGCAACAACAUUUGCCUCAGCAUAUGAACUACAGAUCCAGAAAAUAGAGCCCAUACCAGUUCCAGCCAAGCAAACGCCACCACAGCCUUCUACACCGAUGCCAUUCAGUAGCACAACACCUUCGUCGAUGAUGGCAAAUGGAAAUUCUGCAGCAGCUGUGCCGGCAGGAACUCCUAACACAGGUCAGCCACCAUCCAAGUUCCAUAAAAUUCAAAUACCAACAACGGUGUCGAUUAUGCCUGCCGGAGCCACUACUCCUACUGGCCCACUAACUACAAAUGCAGCUGCUGGCGGUGCAGCCGUUACUGCAUCAUCUCCCGGCAUCAAUAAUAUGGUAGGUGGAUAUCAGCCCACAAUGGCAAGCAAAAUACAGAGUGCAGUGGCUAGUAUAGGAGCGGGACAAACACCUGUUAGCCAGACAGCAACCAGCACCACUAACUAUUCGGCGCGGUCACAAUUGGAAUCGACAGGAACAACUGUUUUGGGCUCUACUGGUACAUACAUCAAGCAGACAACCAGUACUGCAGCUGGCAAUGCAUCAGUGGCGGUAACUGCCACAACCGUUGUUGCCGGAAAUCUGGGCCAAGUUCAAAGUUCUGGUGUUCUAAAUACUGGCACAUCGAAUGUGACUACAAUUCUGCAAAAAAUUCGACCCACAGCAGUGGUGUCCAGAACCACGACCACAGUCACGAGUGCAGUCAAUUCUAUUGUCUCGCCUGUUAGCUCUUCACAAAUGGUGCUAACUCCGGCUGGUUCUACGUCGGGUACAACAGUGACAGGUACUGGAGGAGUAGCGUCGGGCACCAAUAUUCGAGUAGUUACUUCAGUCCAGUCGGGUGCUGUACCAGUGAAUACAACUAACUCUACAGUUCGACUGGUUGCUUCAGGCUCGAGUGGAUUACGACUUGCCACACAAACUGGAGCUACUGUUCCCACAUCAGCAGUCACACAGCUCUCGGCCGUAAAUCAACUCAGUGGCAAUCAGGUGGUUGCGGCAGCAAGUUCUGCAGGUGGCACCACUUCGACUACCAUAGGAGGCAAACAGUACAUCAUACAAAAACCUUUAACGCUGAACUCUAAUGUACAAUUUCAAUUGGUUAAGACUAGCAGCGGUGGGGUGGCUGUACAAACCUUCCCGAAAAUCAAUAUCAACGUGGCAAAGGGUGCUGGCAUUCAGUCUUCCACCGGUGCAACAUUAUCGAACACAUCUCAGCCCAAACAGACACAAUUUAUUUUCAGCGGCAACGUCAGUGGAGCCACAACCAGUGGACAACAGAAACAGAUUAUGCCCGGAAAUGUGGUCAAACUGGUAUCGCCACACACACUCAGCGGCAGUAAUGUCAUCAUGAAGAACUCAAACAUCUUGCAAGUCAGUAAAAUGCCAUCCAGCGUAUCGGGCAAAUCGGCAUUUGUAAUCACGAAUAAACAAGGGCAGCAGUUGACUAAUCAACAGAUAAUCAUCGUGACCACAGGGACAGGCAUACGUGCCAUUCCCUCGGGAAGUGUGGUUACCAACGCUUCAUCUUCCAACUUGGUAUCGGUUGUGGACACAAUGACGACUACCGUACCGACAGCUACCAUUGCCAGAAAUGUGAUUACACCGGGCGGUGUUAAAAUGAUACACAACGUCGCAACGAGUUCGGUCAGGCCAAUUACGAUCACAUCACAACCAGGCGCCGGAGGCGGGCAGCUACAUCAGAAAACAAUAACGCUUGGCGGCAAAGCUGUUACCGUCCAAAUGCCAUCGAACCCCUCCAAUUUGUCGGCCGUAACGAAAACCGUGACCAUUGUGGCAUCGAAUAGCGGCCUCUCCAAGACACACAAUCAAAUUGUAACGGCUGGAAAUUCGUCUGGGGGUACCAGUAAACUAGUUGUGGUACCCACAAAUUCUAACCAAGCUGCAUCGAUGAAGGGCUUCGUCAACAUUUUCAAUGCUAGCAAUACACUGCAACGUACCAUUACCUUGUCAUCGAAGGGUAAUGUCCAGCAGCAGCCAAUUCAACAACAGCAACAAACUAUUUCUGCGGCCAAUCUCAAUUUAACUAGUGGUGAAUCUGUAUCAGAUACUGCCGGCGAUCAAGAUUCCAAUGGAGGUGACACCAUGGAUGAUAUUAUAGAGCAAUUGGAUGGUGCUUCUGAAAUGUUGAACAACGACACUGAACACAGCGAGGCAAACAGUAUGUCCAUGUCCUUUGGCGUCUAG
Messenger RNA from Musca vetustissima, 3587 nucleotides. RefSeq names its product host cell factor-like. Gene Ontology annotation, molecular function: transcription coactivator activity; protein binding. Gene Ontology annotation, biological process: chromatin remodeling; regulation of DNA-templated transcription. Gene Ontology annotation, cellular component: histone methyltransferase complex. Lineage: Eukaryota; Metazoa; Arthropoda; Insecta; Diptera; Muscidae. The coding region runs from base 204 to 3587 and encodes 1127 amino acids. The record is from RefSeq and is a predicted model, not a curated record. The transcript has a single exon.